AUGAGCAACAGCUCCAACUGCAGCGAGACAGACCUCAAGCCCUACUACGCCGUCACCUACACGGUGAUCCUGAUCCCCGGGCUCAUCGGGAACACCCUGGCCUUGUGGGUCUUCUAUGGCUACAUGAAGGAGACUAAAAGGGCCGUGAUAUUUAUGAUCAAUUUAGCCAUUGCUGACUUAUCACAGGUGCUGUCCUUGCCCCUGAGGAUUUUUUACUACCUGACGGGCACGUGGGAGUUCGGAGGAGGUCUCUGCAUGUUCUGCUUCUACCUGAAGUACGUCAAUAUGUACGCCAGCAUCUACUUCUUGGUGUGCAUCAGCGUGAGGAGGUACCUGUUCCUCAUGCACCCCUUCAAAUUCAGUGACUGCAGGCGUGUCUGUGAUGUCUACAUCAGCAUCGUGGGCUGGGUCCUGGUCUGUGUGGGUUGCCUGCCCUUCCCGCUCCUCAGGAUGCAGCACCAGGAGGAUAAAAACUCCUGUUUUGUGGAUCUUCCCAUCAAGAAACUCGACCUCCCCACCUCAAUCACGCUGAUGACCAUAGGGGAGUUGGUGGGGUUCGUGACCCCCCUGCUCAUCAUCCUGUACUGCUCCUGGAAGACAAUCUUAUCACUAAAAGAGAGGCACUCUGCUUCCCGGGACCUGGGCGAGAAGAAAAAGGCUUUAAAGAUGAUCCUCACCUGCGCCCUGGUGUUCCUGAUUUGCUUUGCACCUUAUCACAUCAGCUUCCCGCUGGAUUUCUUUGUGAAAACCGGGCAGAUCCAGGAGGGCUGCGUGCAGAUCUCGGUGUUCCACGCCGUGGCUUUGUGCCUCGCCAGCCUCAACUCCUGCGUGGAUCCCAUCAUCUACUACUUCACCACGGACGAGUUCAGGAGACGCCUCUCCAGGCAGGAUCUGCAGGACAGCAUCCAGCUCCAGCCCCUCAGCUACGGCAGGAAGCACUCCAGGGAUGUGCUUGGGGAGGACACCACGGAAUACUAG
Molecule: messenger RNA, 978 nt
Organism: Vidua chalybeata
Lineage: Eukaryota; Metazoa; Chordata; Aves; Passeriformes; Viduidae
Gene: GPR174
Product: G protein-coupled receptor 174
Exons: 1
Coding region: 1-978 (325 amino acids)
Biological process (GO): positive regulation of Rho protein signal transduction; phospholipase C-activating G protein-coupled receptor signaling pathway
Cellular component (GO): membrane
Molecular function (GO): G protein-coupled receptor activity
Source: RefSeq, a predicted model, not a curated record